Scedosporium apiospermum is the source of this 1452-nucleotide messenger RNA. RefSeq lists its product as uncharacterized. The record is from RefSeq and is a predicted model, not a curated record. The transcript has 2 exons. Gene Ontology annotation, molecular function: oxidoreductase activity. Bases 1 to 1452 code for a protein of 483 amino acids. Gene Ontology annotation, biological process: lipid metabolic process. NCBI's taxonomy places the organism in Eukaryota, Fungi, Ascomycota, Sordariomycetes, Microascales, Microascaceae.
AUGGCCUCCACCGCCGUCGCCGACUCGCAGUCGGCUACCCGCCGCGGAGUCUCCCGCCUCGACUCCGAAUACUCAUCGCCCUCCACAGCCGUCGCAUCGCCCCUCGACUCCCCUAGGCCCUCGGCCUCCUCCACCUCCCUCUCCUCUCUCGCCUCCGAAGCCGUCAUCGAGAGCAAGGACCUCGGCGUCCUCCUCGACACCUACGGCAACCCCUUCGAGCCCCCGGACUUCACCAUCAAGGACAUCCGCGACGCCAUCCCCGCCCACUGCUUCGAGCGGUCCGCCCUCAAGGGCUACUUGUACAUCGCCCGCGACUUGCUCUGCCUCGCCACGACGUUUUACGUCUUCCACAACUAUGUGACCGCCGAGAACAUCCCCUCGAUGCCCGCCCGCGCUGGUCUCUGGGCGCUGUACACCGUGCUCCAGGGCUUCUUCGGCACCGGCAUCUGGGUCCUCGCCCAUGAGUGCGGUCACCAGGCCUUCUCCACCUCCAGGACCAUCAACAACGUCACGGGCUGGUUCCUCCACUCGGCCCUCCUCGUCCCUUACUACUCGUGGCAGCUGUCCCACUCGGCCCAUCACAAGGCCACCGGAAACCUCGAGCGCGACAUGGUCUUCGUGCCCCGCACCCGCGAGCAGCAGGCUACCCGCCUCGGCAAGAUGGCCCACGAGCUCGGCGAGCUCACCGAGGAGACCCCCAUCUACUCCCUCAUCAUGCUCAUCGCUCAGCAGCUCUUCGGCUGGCCCAACUACCUCCUCACCAACGUCACCGGCCACAACUUCCAUGAGCGCCAGCGCGAGGGUAGGGGUAAGGGAAAGAGCAACGGUCUUUUCGGCGGUGUUAACCACUUCGAUCCCCGAAGCCCGAUUUAUGACAACAAGCACGCUGGUCGUAUCAUCAUGAGCGAUAUUGGUAUCCUCAUUACCAGCACCAUCCUGUACUACCUCGGCAACCGCUUCGGAUGGACCAACAUGCUUGUGUGGUACUUUAUCCCCUACCUCUGGGUGAACCACUGGCUCGUCGCCAUCACCUACCUCCAGCACACCGACCCCUCCCUCCCCCACUACCACUCCGAAGAAUGGAACUUCGUCCGCGGCGCCGCCGCCACCAUCGACCGCGAGAUGGGCUUCAUCGGCCGCUCGCUCUUCCACGGCAUCAUCGAGACCCACGUUCUCCACCACUACGUCUCCACCAUCCCCUUCUACAACGCCGACGAGGCCACCGAGGCCAUCAAGAAGGUCAUGGGCAAGCACUACCGCUCCGACACCAAGGACGGGGCCUGGGGCUUCCUGCGCGCCAUGUACAGGUCCGCCAGGUCGUGCCAGUGGGUCGAGCCCAGCGUCGGCGCCAAGGGGGCCGGCAAGAAGAUUUUGUUCUUUAGGAAUAGGAAUGGGAUUGGGCCUAGGCCGUUGAAUGCGGAGGAGUAUAGGACGAUGAAGCAGUCCAAAUAG